GCCGCGGUCGGUGACAGCGGAGCAUGUGGAGGUCCUGACCAGAGCGGUGCUGAAAUGACAGACGACCAUGAAGGCUCCGGGUCGAUGAGCGCUGGAUCCAGGUCCCGCAGAUGAGGAUGGAGUAGACGUUGCGCACAGGAGGACCCCACCGCGCGCCAGACUGAUCUGUGGAUCUUAUCGUUUUAGGAUGAGCUGAGGAUGUAUCAAUGAAGAAUGUGAGUGCGUCUGACUCGGUCCACGCGGGGUGGAUGCAGCCCUCGGCGGUGUCAUGCGUCUUGCCCCGCAGCCAAGCGCGCAAACAUUGCGGCUCAUCCUUGCGCUGAUCCUCGCCUCCGGGGCGGCGGCAUCCCCGGUGCUGUCCACGGGCUGUCCGGACAGGUGCGUGUGCGAUGACCAGCUGGUGGUUCAAUGCGCGGGACAACACUUGACCACCUUCCCGGUCAACCUGCCGCUGGCGACCCGGCAGCUCAUCCUCUCCAACAACCGGAUCGUGGAGCUGCCGCCGCUGGCGCUCAACUACCUGUCCGACCUGGUGUACCUGGACUGCAGCAACAACUCCCUCACCGAGGUAUCCGAGUCCACUUUUGGGAACCUACGGAAGCUGGCCUACUUGGACCUUUCUUUUAACACCCUGACCCGGAUCGCGGACCGGACGUUUGGGCCGCUGGCGAGCUUGGUGAUGCUGAGGAUGACGGACAACCCGGGGCUCACCGAGAUCCACCCGGACGCGUUUGCGGAAAACGCGGCUCUGCAGGUGCUGGACGUCAGUCGGAACAACCUGACGGUUCUGAACGUCAGCACUCUGAUCGGGUUGCCCGCCCUGCGCUCGCUGGGGCUGAGCGGGAACCCGUGGAGCUGCGAGUGCGACAACGAGGACCUGUGCCUGUGGGUCCACCUGGAGGGCUACAAGUUCCAAGAUGAGGGCCAGACGGUGUGCAGCUCACCGGAUGAAAUGCAGAGCCGGCGGCUGGGCGAAGUGGGAUUUGAACUGCGGACGUUGUGCCACCAGAGCCUGGGCUCCUGGGACUACCUCUUCUUCGUCAUCAUCGGCUUCGUCAUCUUCGCCGCCGGCACGGUGUCGGCCUGGAUGAUGGGCGUGGUCAUGGUGCUCUACGAGCGCUACAUCAAGAAAAAAGACGAGCAUCAGGAGCAGGACGAGGAGGACGAGACGUGCGAGUCGGGACGUUCCUCGCGGAGCAGGAGCGAACACGGCAACGGGAAGUUAAAAAGCACUGACACUGUGUAACCGCCGAUCCUGAACCUGCACAAUGUGGAUUCCUAGAGUGCCUCCUGUCCACUUUCAGUACUGCCAGGAUGCAUGCCAAGUGGACGUCCCCUGUUUAUGGGACAUGGACACUGUGAAACUCAGCUUUAUCUUAGGUUUUAUUUAUUGGUUACGGUCGAGGAAAGCGGGCCGAGCUGAACGCAUCCUGAAGUCCCAGUUCACACUAUGCAGAGACAUAAAAAGAAGUUAGACACUGUUGAGCAAUAACAAUACUGGGUUACACUUUAGACACCACAAAUAAACCAGUUCUUCAUAGGUAUAUGAGCAACAUAUUAUCCUGUAAUUAAUGAUAAUAAGAUACUGAUUUGCAUCUUGCUCUGGAAGGGACACUGAAAGUUCACUGUAAACGACACCAUAAUUACUGUAUAGUAACAGUUAAUAAGAUAGUAAUUACCUCAGUGAUAGUGAUAAUAUAUGUACCCAAAUCUGAAGUGUGACCCAAUAUUGAAUAUCACCAAAAAAAAAGUCAAGUAUAAGACGAAUUAAAGAAAAUAAUGAAAAUAAAGGAGACAAAUCAAAACAACCAAAUACACCGUAUCAUCUGAAACACUGGACACAGUGGAAUAGAGAUGUCAUAUUGAAAUAGAUUUUUUAUAAUAAUAAUUUUCAUAUUUGGAAGCAGUUUAAGAUGUCAAAUUCUUCAAAAGGCCAUCUUUGCAACAGUUAGCAACUUAACUUGCACGUCACGUCGAAUCUCAUUUCUGAAAUGUUAUGACACUUAGUAACGUCCCUUAAACCAUUGAUAUAAAAAAAAGCCAUAAUUUAGGAAUAUAUUGAGAUUUCUGGUUUUUGGGCACUCAUUCAGCAUCAGUCCAGGACACCGACAGUCCUGCACAGCGGUGAAAGCAGCUCAGCGGGUCACAUGCAGACAAGACAGCCUGAAUCUCUGCAUUAUUAUUUUUAGCUUACACAGCAGCACCUUGUUUGUUCCUGCAUGUACUGGAAUGAGUAUGAGUUUGACACGCUUCCUUUCUUUUUCUUUCAAAUCAAAGAGGCUCCGUUUUAAAACGUCACUUUUCCGUGAAUGAAAAAAAAAACGUAUUUAUAUUUGUAAUUAUAACACGACAACCAAUAUGGGGGCAUCAACUUGAGUUUUUGAUUAUGUUUCUGUGAAAGUAUCUGCGUGUCAAAUGUCUGAUUGUAUAAUAAUUUAUGGAAGAAAUGGUUUUGACACUCACUGCAUUUGUUUAACUCAGUAAAUAUUUUCCUAAAGUGUUCUUCGUGUCAAGCUCUCACUUUCUUUUCCGGGGAGUGACAGUUUAAAAUGCUGCCCAAUAUAUCUUAAAACAGUUGAGGUUGAGGUUUUGACCAAG
Molecule: messenger RNA, 2598 nt
Organism: Synchiropus splendidus (mandarinfish)
Lineage: Eukaryota; Metazoa; Chordata; Actinopteri; Syngnathiformes; Callionymidae
Product: leucine-rich repeat-containing protein 52-like
Exons: 2
Coding region: 269-1246 (325 amino acids)
Cellular component (GO): voltage-gated potassium channel complex
Molecular function (GO): transmembrane transporter binding; potassium channel activator activity; voltage-gated potassium channel activity
Source: RefSeq, a predicted model, not a curated record